Salvia miltiorrhiza (redroot sage) is the source of this 1634-nucleotide messenger RNA. RefSeq names its product serine/threonine-protein kinase D6PKL2-like. Gene Ontology annotation, cellular component: cytoplasm; plasma membrane; nucleus. The record is from RefSeq and is a predicted model, not a curated record. The coding region runs from base 347 to 1507 and encodes 386 amino acids. Gene Ontology annotation, biological process: protein phosphorylation. Gene Ontology annotation, molecular function: protein serine/threonine kinase activity; ATP binding. NCBI's taxonomy places the organism in Eukaryota, Viridiplantae, Streptophyta, Magnoliopsida, Lamiales, Lamiaceae. The transcript is spliced from 2 exons.
AAAUCGAAUAUUCUGUAAGAUUUUGUGAAAUUCGAACAUCAAAUUAAAUUUAAGGUAAUAAUCAAUUCCUGCUGUUGUUUUCAACAGCAAUUCUCAAUUGAUAGCAAUAUAGUUUACAUUAAUUCGGAGUGGAAGCAUUCGGCAACAUCGAUAUUGGAAAACGAAUUAGUUAAAUAAAACAAAUAAUUUAAGGGCAUGUUGGGGCCUAGCUAGCCGGCAUAACGACCCAGCCUACCUUACUGCCGGCCCAAAAAACACUCCCCACCAUGCUCCCUUAGCUUCUUCUCUCAUGAAAUGAGUAUUUAUAUAUGAAUACGAUCUUCCCUCUUUCUCCAUAUUCACCAAAAUGGAUAUGCACACGAAGAAGCUGGUGCUGGAGGACUUGUACUUGAUGCAACGCCUAGGAAGCGGCGACAUCGGCAGCGUGUAUCUGGUGGAGCUCAAGGCCAAACCAGGCUGCUAUUUUGCGGCUAAGCUGAUGGAUAAAGAGGAGUUGGCUUAUAGGAACAAAGAGUGUAGGGCUGCCGUGGAGAGGGAAAUACUUGAAAUCUUGGACCACCCAUUUUGCCCCACCCUCCAUGCAACCUUGGACUCUCCUAACUGGUUGUGUUUCUUGACUGACUUUUGUCCCGGCGGCGACCUCCACCUUCUCCGCCAACGACAACCGGACAAAAGGUUCCAUCAAGAUGCUGUCCGGUUCUAUGCAUCUGAAGUGGUGGCGGCUCUAGAGUACUUGCACAUGUUAGGUAUAGUUUAUCGCGAUCUGAAACCUGAAAAUGUUCUUGUGAGAUCGGACGGUCAUAUCAUGUUGACCGACUUUGACCUCUCCCUAAAAUGUGAUCAUUCAACAUCGACGGCGCAGCUUGUAUAUGAUCCAAGAUCUCACGGCCGCGUGGUAGCUAAUACUUCAACACGAUUUUCGAUCUCAUCAUGCAUGCUGCCCCGUUGCAUCGUUCCACGUGUCUCGUGCCUCUACCAAAGACGACACAAGUGGAAAACCUCCCCAAUGAAAAACAGAGGAGGCGGGUAUCACGGAACCCUAAAAGUCGUGGCGGAACCGAUCGACGCCCGAUCAAUGUCGUUCGUCGGGACCCACGAGUACCUAGCCCCGGAGAUCGUCUCCGGCGAGGGGCAUGGAAAUGCUGUGGAUUGGUGGACAUUAGGAGUAUUUAUAUACGAACUCUUCUAUGGGGUGACACCUUUCCGUGGGAAGCACCAUGAGUUCACUAUGGCUAACAUUGUGGCUCAUGGGCUCGAGUUCCCUAGCGAGCCAGUGGUUGCAGCCAGUGCAAAGGAUUUGAUGACCCAACUAUUGAACAAGGAUCCAACUAAGAGAAUGGGGUCCACAUUGGGGGCUACGGCAAUCAAGCAUCAUCCAUUCUUUGAAGGGGUAAAUUGGGCACUUUUGAGAUGCACAAAACCACCAUUUAUUCCAAAAUCUUUUCAUGCUACGGAAUUUGUUUCAUCUAAUUCUCAUCAUGCUGAUGGAAAUAUAGAUUGCUAUUAGAAAAACCCAGGUCGCUAUUAGAUUUUGUGAUUUCCAUUAUUAUUUUCAUGAGAAAAUUAAUAAGUAUCCUACUUUGAUUAUAAGGAAAAAUUCAUUGUAUUAGUGUAUUAUUAUGUGUCCGAUGGCU